This is a messenger RNA of Durusdinium trenchii, 1045 nucleotides long. Lineage: Eukaryota; Dinophyceae; Suessiales; Symbiodiniaceae. The record is from the annotation of a GenBank genome assembly.
AGGUUCCAAAAGGCUGCUUUGUGGGUGUUCGAGUAGGAGAAGUUUUGAAACAGCGUCGACUGGAUUCCAGGUCAGCCAGCUACACAUUCCCAAAGCCAGAUACCAAAAUGAACGCAAAGAUCGACGUUUACCAGCACGUUGGGUCUGGAUCAGUCGUCAUCGAUCCGAAGUUUUUCACUACCGACGAGGUAUCCAUUCGCUGUCAUGACGUUUUGAUGCAGAACAUCAGGCUACAGGUCACCUCUCAAGUUGCACAAGCAUCUGCUGAGGAGCAGUGCCAGCGGCGACAAGCUGCUCAAGAAGAAAACAAGGAGUCUGCCCUGACUUACCUGACCGUGCAUGGUAUUGAGCAGACUCUCGCUGAAUCGGUUCGCAGGAUGCUGACGAUGCAGCCCGAGGUGCACAACUUGUGGGCGUUGCUUAAAGUAAUUGCUGCUGAACCAAGCCUACUUAGGGUCGGCACUCUUUCCUUCUGCGGCCCACAGCCCACACAAAAGUCGAGCGCAGGACCCCAUCGAGUUCCUCUGCAACCAAUUGAAGAACUCCAAGCCAAAGGCUUGUGCGACGUCCUGAGUUGUAGGAACAAGGAGUGGAUUUGUGCGGUGGGUUCAUUCAGCCACCGUGUUUUUCACACCACUCUCUUGUGGCAUUUUGAAUGGUUUCUAUCUGCUCUCAGAAUUAUGCAAACCUUGAUAGUCUACAGAGCGCCUUUUGCGUGCAAAUGCAGCUGUGACCGGCAGCCUUUGUGGAUGCAACAGUGAGAUCUCCACUCGACCGAACACAAGCCUUGUGCAACUAGAAGGAUCUAGAAGGGGCCCAUGUCGGACGAAGAACGCGGACGAGCAGUGAUCCAACUUCACAUGAUUGAAAGUGCCGAUUGAAGUUAGCUAGCGGAUGACUUUGAAUGCUGGUUCAGUUUGGUUCUUGAGACAUGUAAUCUAACGCCCCACUUGAAACGCAAACAACACAGAAAGGAACAUCACCCACCAAAUCCACCGGUCCUUGAUUGAAGCAACGAAACAGCAAAGGCGCUGGCCUCCCCGGA